GAUUAUGUCACUGUAGCUAGCAAAGUUACCAUGUCAAAAAUUCAUGAAAAUUAUUCCAAGAUUCAUCUCAUUGGUUUUGAAAUUUGUUAUGAUUCUUCCUCGUUCAAUCCUAAAACACGAGAUCAUUUGUUCUUUUCUUGGUUUGAACUUUUGUAAAAGAUAAAAGUAGCAUAUAUUGAAAUAAGAGGUUGUGUUUUCUUCCCAAUUGUUUUCUCUUUUUAUUCUCUCCCAAAUUAGAAAAAAGGGAAAAAUGAAAAUUGUUACUUUCUUUGUUCUCGGCUUCCAUGCGCUCUGUAAUUGUAAAGGCAGGGUGAGUGAUCUUGUUCCAAUUUUAUGGGUGAGGAGUGGAAACUGGGAAAGGGGAUGAGCAUUUUGAAUUAGGCUACUGGUCCGGUCCUUGGGGCCAAAUAUCAUCGCCGUACACGUCACCAGGGUCUUGCUGAGCAGGAGUUAACCAGCCGGAUCUUCUUGUUGAUUAUAAGCCUGGUACAUUGGAUUCUUACUCUUGCUUUUCAUGGAGGGGAAUGCCAUGACUGAGUAGUUUUUCUUUCUUUUAUCUUCACUUGCCUCUAUAAAGCUGCCAAAGUCACUUGUUCCUUGCUUACUCAAGCAGAAAAUUCUUUACCUGCCAACUUUGUUAAACCCUGUUCCAUUUAUUAUUUCUUUUUUGCGGCCUUCCGAGUUUAAACCAUUGAUUAUGCUUGUCUCCUGCUUACAAUGACUGUUGAAAUUGCCAAGGAGGCGAGCUCCACUGUUCUGGGUUUCUAGUUCAUUGGAAAAUGGACGCUGGCGGCAAUGGAGAUUUAGUGCCUGAAUAUGGAUGUGGGGGUCUUUUGGGUUGCUCAUCUAUGGAUAGUUUUGUGGAUAAGGUUCUUAACAGCAAUAUUGUCUCGGAGCCUUUGCACAAUCAUUGGAGUGAAGCAAAUUCAUCUGCCAGUGGUGGCUGGGCUCCACUUGAUUCGAUUGUGAAAAAUGUAAAAAUUGGGGCUCAUCCAAAUUUUUCCGAUGUUCAUGUCAAUAGUUCUUCCUACACUGAUAUGUUACGAAGUGAAGGGACAAGUGGCUUCUCUCACCUUGGUCAGUUUCAAUCAGAUUGCAGUCUAGCAGAGAUAGAGUUUAACCCUUCCUGCUUUGGCAGUGGGAUCUUUUCACAGAGAGAUAAUUUUGUAAUCCAACAAAGGUGCCAUCAGAUAACUAAUUGUGGUACUUCUGCUGACUAUUCCCAAGAACGACGUGGCAAUGAAUCCGAAAAAGCGUUGAAUUCACUAAGUACAGCCAAUAAGUAUACCCAAAUCCAAGAGGAGAGUAAAACCUUUGAUGAAGCAACCAUGAAACCGUCACUUGAUGUGAAAAGAAGAAAAAAGGAAAAUUCUUCUCCAUUUUUUCUGUUAAAGACCAUGAAAGCAGAUCAAGGAGUAGGCCAAUCCAUUCAAGCGUUAGAUGACAAGAAAAGGAAACCUGAACAAAAUCCAGCUGAUAAUAUCUGCUGUCAACUCGUAGGUAAACAAGUUAAAGACAGUUCUACUAGUGGGGAUGCUUCAAAAGAAGACUAUGUUCAUGUGAGAGCCAAAAGAGGCCAAGCAACCAACAGUCAUAGCCUUGCAGAGAGAGUGAGGAGAGAAAAAAUUAGAGAGCGAAUGAAAUAUUUACAAGAUCUUGUUCCAGGAUGUAGUAAGUUUCCACUCAACUUUCAGAUCACAGGAAAGGCAGUAAUGCUUGAUGAGAUCAUCAACUAUGUUUUGUCAUUGCAACGGCAAGUUGAGUUUCUGUCUAUGAAACUUGCCACUGUCUAUCCUGAAAUGCAUGUUGACCCAGAACAGGUUCUGUCCAGAGAUAUUCAUCAUUUGCAAGGUGCCAGUGCAGCUAUUCUGGGUGAUCCAGGCAUGGACUCUUAUCCCAAAGAAAUGCUGCAAGGAGCCUUGCUGGCUGCCCAGACCUCGAACCUGGAACCUCGAAUCUUCCCCAGUGUGGCACCCGUGUGGGACAAAAAGCUUGAUAGUUCAAGCUAGAUAAACUUUAUUCCUCAUCUAACCCCUCAAAAUCCAGAGUCUAAUGUGAUUGGUGUUCUGCAGGUAGCUUUGAAGGAGAGGCAUAGAUUUCCUUCCUGGUGGAUCAGAGGCUUAUUGGUCUAGAAAAUAAAGCCAUCCGUUAUCCCUCAGUUGAUUAGAUUUCUAAAUAGAUAUUAUUCAGUCAUUGCCUCGAUCAGGAGAAACUACAGCAGUGUUGGUGGAAACGGACAACGGUACUACUACAUGAUUGAAUUGAGCAAAAAACCACUGAUUAACCUGGUUCUUUGAAUUUUAGGAGAUGAUGUGUUGGUAAUGCUGAUACAGUCUAACAACAUGGGCUUGCCAGCACGUCCUAGCGAGCUAAGAUUGUUUUGGAGCCUUCCAGGUACUUCUGAACGCACAAGCUUCUGUAACUUCUAAGAUUGAACGAGUCUGGAUUAGUUGCAAGUCCAUGCUCUAGGCAGUUAAACGUUGUCUUCUUGAGAGUCAAGCAUUCUUAUUUGCAUGAUUUCUGUUGACCUGUAAUUUCUUGUGAAUGAACGAGUUUGACAUGCAUAGAGAGUAAUUUUAUCUUAUGAUCGUGAGAAUAACAAGAUGAGCCUC
Molecule: messenger RNA, 2612 nt
Organism: Diospyros lotus (date-plum)
Lineage: Eukaryota; Viridiplantae; Streptophyta; Magnoliopsida; Ericales; Ebenaceae
Product: transcription factor bHLH49-like
Exons: 9
Coding region: 780-2009 (409 amino acids)
Biological process (GO): regulation of DNA-templated transcription
Cellular component (GO): nucleus
Molecular function (GO): protein dimerization activity; DNA-binding transcription factor activity
Source: RefSeq, a predicted model, not a curated record